AUGGAAGAUGUUGUACAAUUAUUGUUGAUAGAGGAGUUAGAGGACAUAGAAGUAAGAAAUAGACGUGUACAUAGACGCCGGUUGGACCCAUUUAAUGAACUUAGCGAUGAGUAUUUCAUAAAAGUUUUUCGCUUAUCUAAAGCAUUAGCGCAAUUUUUGGUACAUCUUCUAAAAGAUUACAUCGCCCCCGCAAAUCGUUCCACUGAUUUGGACAUAACAACGAAGGUUUUAGUAACGUUGAGAUUUCUUGCAAGUGGAAGCUACCAAAUGGACGUGGGAUCAAAUUAUUACUUUGGAAUAUCACAACCUUCAGUAUCAAGAUGUAUUGAAGAAGUUGUCAAUGCCAUGAACAGAAAUGAAAUUUUUAACGCUUAUGUACAUUUCCCUAGAAAUAUACAAGAACUCAAUGCUGCUAGAAUGGGGUUUUUUGAAAAGUAUAAUUUCCCAGGAAUAAUUGGGUGUAUAGAUUGCACACAUGUUGCAAUAUUCCCCCCUAAAGUGGAUGAUGAUAAUUAUCCUGAACAUAUUUAUGUGAAUAGGAAGAAUUAUCAUUCCAUUAAUGUACAACUGAUAUGUGACCAUAAUUUGAAGAUUAUUAAUGUGAAUGCUUUAUUUCCUGGCAGUACUAAUGAUGCUUUCAUUUGGAACCAAUCCAAUGUGCAAACCCUAUUAAGACGAUUACACGAGGCCGGAAAUAAAAAUUAUUUCUUGUUAGGCGAUUCGGGUUACCCAUUAAGAAGUUGGCUGUUAACACCUUUAGAAUAUGAACCACGACCUAAUAUACCUGAGCACUUCUAUAAUUCUAGACAUAAAACCAUACGGAGCACAAUCGAAAGAUGUAAUGGUGUAUUAAAAAUGAGAUUUCGCUGCCUUCUUAAACACAGGGUUUUGCAUUACUCCCCCGAGAAAGCCAGUAAAAUUAUAAACGCCUGUGUUUUGCUGCAUAACUUGUGUAUUGAGCAUAACAUAGAAACUCCACAAAAUGAGGAAGCCGAACAAAUUGAUUUGGGCGUGCAUGUCCCAGAAAGAAAUCAUGUUGUUGAGAGAGUAAAUCCCGAACUGGCUGCUGGCAGAAACCAAAGAAAUAAAUUAAUUACACUUUUGCAACAAUAAAUAAUCGGC
Photinus pyralis (common eastern firefly) is the source of this 1122-nucleotide messenger RNA. Its product is annotated as putative nuclease HARBI1. The transcript has 5 exons. Bases 1 to 1113 code for a protein of 370 amino acids. NCBI's taxonomy places the organism in Eukaryota, Metazoa, Arthropoda, Insecta, Coleoptera, Lampyridae. The record is from RefSeq and is a predicted model, not a curated record.